UAAAUUGGUGUGACAGGCAGGCGCUUAAAUACAAGCCCAUGAGGAAGCUGAGCUGGUUUGUAAUGAUAGGGCGGCAGCAGCAGCCGCAGCCGCAGCAGCAGCAGCAGAGUGGUAGAACGAGGAGGUGGAGAACUGAGAGCACGAUGCAUACACAGGUGUUUCUGAGUAGUAAUUAGAUCGCUGUGAAGGACAAAGCACACCUUUGAGUUUUUACCUGUGAACGAAGUAGCUCUGAGAGAGACAGUCUGAAAGCAGGGAGGAAGACAUCAAUCAGUAACACCAAGAGACACCAAAGUUGAAAGUUUUGUUUUCUUUCCCUCUGGUUUAUUUCAAACCUGUGUGUCCCUACUAUGGUCAGAAAGCCUGUUGUGUCCACCAUCUCCAAAGGAGGUUACCUGCAGGGAAAUGUUAACGGGAGGCUGCCUUCCCUGGGCAACAAGGAGCCACCUGGGAAGGAGAAAGUGCAGCUGAAGAGGAAAGUCACUUUGCUGAGGGGAAUCUCCAUUAUCAUUGGCACCAUCAUUGGAGCAGGAAUCUUCAUCUCUCCUAAGGGCGUGCUCGAGAACACAGGCAGCGUGGGCAUGUCUCUGACCAUCUGGACGGUGUGCGGGGUCCUGUCACUGUUUGGAGCCUUGUCUUAUGCUGAAUUGGGAACAAGUAUAAAGAAAUCCGGAGGUCAUUACACAUAUAUUUUGGAAGUCUUUGGUCCAUUACCAGCUUUUGUACGAGUCUGGGUGGAACUGCUCGUAAUACGCCCUGCAGCUACUGCUGUGAUAUCCCUGGCAUUUGGACGCUACAUUCUGGAACCAUUUUUUAUUCAAUGUGAAAUCCCUGCACUUGCAAUCAAGCUCAUUACAGCUGUGGGCAUAACUGUGGUGAUGGUCCUAAAUAGCAUGAGUGUCAGCUGGAGUGCCCGGAUCCAGAUUGUCUUAACCUUUUGCAAGCUCACAGCAAUUCUGAUAAUUAUAGUCCCUGGAGUUAUGCAGCUAAUUAAAGGUCAAACGCAGAACUUUAAAGACGCCUUUUCAGGAAGAGAUUCCAGUAUUACACGGUUGCCCCUGGCUUUUUAUUACGGAAUGUAUGCCUAUGCUGGCUGGUUUUACCUCAAUUUUGUAACUGAAGAAGUAGAAAACCCUGAAAAAACCAUUCCCCUUGCAAUAUGUAUAUCCAUGGUCAUUGUCACCAUUGGCUAUGUGCUGACAAAUGUGGCCUACUUUACGACCAUUAAUGCUGAGGAGUUGUUGCUUUCAAAUGCAGUGGCAGUGACCUUUUCUGAGCGGCUACUGGGAAAUUUCUCAUUAGCAGUUCCGAUCUUUGUUGCCCUCUCCUGCUUUGGCUCCAUGAAUGGUGGUGUGUUUGCUGUCUCCAGGUUAUUCUAUGUUGCGUCUCGAGAGGGUCACCUUCCAGAAAUCCUCUCCAUGAUUCAUGUCCGCAAGCACACUCCUCUGCCAGCUGUUAUUGUUUUGCACCCUUUGACAAUGAUAAUGCUCUUCUCUGGAGACCUCGACAGUCUUUUGAAUUUUCUCAGUUUUGCCCGGUGGCUUUUUAUUGGGCUGGCAGUUGCUGGGCUGAUUUACCUUCGAUACAAAUGCCCAGAUAUGCAUCGUCCUUUCAAGAUCCCGCUGUUCAUCCCAGCUUUGUUUUCCUUCACGUGCCUCUUCAUGGUUGCCCUUUCCCUCUAUUCGGAUCCAUUUAGUACAGGGAUUGGCUUUGUCAUCACACUGACUGGGGUGCCUGCAUAUUAUCUCUUUAUUAUAUGGGACAAGAAACCCAGGUGGUUUAGAAUAAUGUCAGAGAGAAUAACCAGAUCAUUGCAAAUAAUUCUGGAAGUUGUACCAGAAGAAGAUAAAUUAUGAACUGAUGAACUUGAGAUCUUGGCAAUCUGCCCAAGAGAAGACACACAAUAGGGAUUUUUACUUCAUCUUUUGAAAAUCCAGGAAAUUCUAACUUUGGUGAUAAACUAAAGGAGUCAGUUAUUUCUAUUCAUACAUUUUAGCACAUUCAAACUAAUUUCUAAGAAAUUUAGUUAUAACUCUAUGUAGUUACAGAAAACAAAUAUGCAGUUCUAUGAGUUGCAGAAUUCUUGAGUCUCUGAUACCUACCUAUUGGGGUUAGGAGAAAAGACUAGCGGAAUAGCCAAUUACUAUGUGGUCAUUCUCUACAAUAUCUCUUAGCAUGGCAAAGAAAGCUUUCAUUGAAGACUGGGCUUUUUCUGUGUAUAUGGGCUUUGUAAACAUGGUUUUAUACACCAUAGAUGACUAUACUGUGAAAAGUGUUUUCAAUUCUGAAAAAAAAAAAAAAAAAAAAAAAAAGGAUACAUCAUGAUUAUGGCCAAGAGGAAAGAAAGAAAUUUAUUUUACAUUGACAUUGCAUUGCUUCCCUUUAGAUAUCAAUUUAGAUAACACUCCUGCUUUAAUGGAUUGUACCCAGAGCAUUUUGAACAAAGGUCAGAGGGGAUAUGUUGAAUACAUUAAAGAGGAGUUUCUAGGGGCUACUGCUUUAUGAGACAUCCAGGAAUUACGUUUGAGUAAAAAUCCUUGAGAAUUUA
Messenger RNA from Saimiri boliviensis boliviensis (Bolivian squirrel monkey), 2548 nucleotides. RefSeq names its product solute carrier family 7 member 11 (gene SLC7A11). Gene Ontology annotation, molecular function: L-amino acid transmembrane transporter activity. Gene Ontology annotation, cellular component: membrane. The record is from RefSeq and is a predicted model, not a curated record. NCBI's taxonomy places the organism in Eukaryota, Metazoa, Chordata, Mammalia, Primates, Cebidae. Gene Ontology annotation, biological process: amino acid transmembrane transport.